AUGAAUUCCCUUUUCAGUGCCUUCGACUUCUUGUUUGCGGAGAUUCUGGGUCAAGCCCUGAGGGAAUCCUUCUUCCCUUCUGUACCCAGGGGCCGUACUACUGCUGGCGUGAAGUCGCAGCAUGAUGAUGGGGUUGUCAAGAAAGCUACAGACAACGCGAGCAAGAAGCAACAGCCAAAGCAAGAAGAUAUGGCAGACAACACUCAGGACAUGAGCUACCAGGCUGGGGAGGCCAAGGGCCAAACCAAGGAGAAGGCCAGCGGCAUGAUGGACAAGGCUGGCAAUGUUACUCAAUCUGCCAAGGAAUCAUCCCAACAGGCUGGUCAGCAGGUGAAGGACAAGGCACAAGGAGCUGCUGAAUCUGUCAAGAAUGCCGUUGGAAUGAACAAAUGA
Corylus avellana is the source of this 393-nucleotide messenger RNA. RefSeq lists its product as uncharacterized. NCBI's taxonomy places the organism in Eukaryota, Viridiplantae, Streptophyta, Magnoliopsida, Fagales, Betulaceae. The record is from RefSeq and is a predicted model, not a curated record.